GUGGCGGUGUUCGGAGGUGACUCAACGCCGAGAUGCCCCUGCGGAAAUGGCCGCGAGUACCGGAAGUCCAGCCGGAAUAUCGCGGGAGGACCUCGACUGUAAUAUUAUUUAUUAUCGCCAUCCUGCUGCACGUGUCCUUUGGGCCAUUACUGAUAGAAGGAAGACAGAGCGGCCACAGGUCCUGUCCCGGCUGUCCCCAGCAGCAUCAUCACUCAGCAUCCUUCUCGGCGUCCUCGUCGUCAUCCUCGUCCUCCACUUCAGGAUCCACCUCUUCGCUUUAUCCCGGUGUCAAGGACGCCCCGAGUCCUGAUGACCUCAGACUCGAAGCCAUCAAGCAUCAGAUCCUCACCAAGUUGGGUCUCAGGAGUAGGCCCGACGUGAACCGCACCCUGGCCUCUGUGCCGAGAUACCUCGCGCUAGAGACCUUAUACAGGGCAGAGGCUCAGCCGCCACUUCCAAGAUCAUCGUCAGGACGUAAUCGAGCACCUCACCAGGAUGAGGAUUACUCCCCCACCGAGAGGACAACCACACAGGGACCCACUAGCACACCGUAUUAUACUUAUCAGCGUGCAUCAUCAUCGUCAUACUCGUCCUCGUCGUCAUCCUCCCAGGAUUUUCAUGAAGCUCAGGACGACGUUGAUGACUUUUACGCGAGAACCUCGGAGAUCAUCACCUUUGCCGAACCCGGGAGAACACUGAAUGGUCAACCUCUUCUCGAAUUUCCCAUGUCAAGCGGCGAGCCAGCCCUAGAGCCCUUGCGAAUAAAACGUGCCACUCUCUGGGCGAGGGUUGAGCUGAGGCACAGUCAUCAUUAUCAACAUCAUCGAACAGGGCAGAACAAUCAAAGAAACAUCACGCUUUGGGUCUUCAGGGUGAGAUGCGGUAAUACAACGCAUCUCCGCGGCAAGGAAUUGGGCCAUCACCUGGAGAUGGCCACGUCGCUUGCUGUGAAUGUGGCGCAGCUCGGCUGGCAGAAAUUCGACGUUACCAGGGUAGUCAGUGGCUGGUACACGGCUACUUCGAACUCACCCAAAGACAAGCUGACUCUUCUUGUCGAUUGUACUGGAUGUGGGAUGCAUGUGCAUGUAUCGACAUUCGAAGGACAAGCGCCACACGUGAUAGACGCGUCGACUAACAAAAGAGUCACAGAAGAUCCUGACAGACCCUUCCUGGUCGUGAGGACAGAUCCAGCAGCAGUGAAACGUGUCAGAAGACGAGCAGUCGAGUGUAGUGGCGCCAUUAAGGGUCAAUGCUGCAAGCAGCGCUUCUACGUCAGUUUCUCGCAACUCGGAUGGGACGAUUGGAUAAUAGCGCCGCAAGGGUAUUACGCCAAUUACUGCAGGGGUGACUGCGCAGCAGGUCACAGGACGCCGGACACCUUUCUCAAUUACUACACCCACGUGAUCGAGGAGUACAGGAAGAUGGACAGGCUCGCAGGGAUGCAGCCGUGUUGUGCUCCCUUGAAAUUCUCUCCGAUGUCCCUCAUCUAUUAUGGACCGGAUUCCAAUAUCAUCAAGAGAGACCUGCCGAAAAUGGUAGUGGAUGAGUGUGGCUGUCCCUAAUGAAUGUUCGAGAAACAUGUACACGCGAAUUGAACGCCCUGCGCGCUACAGCGAGAUACACCGUAAACUAAGCAUGCGAAAAACACCAGUAAGCAUGUAUCAAAUCGGAUAUACGUAAUCGAAAGAGGGGUGUGUAUCUCCCUGAUUAUUUCUAUUUCACGGCUUGCGGGUGGGGGGAGGGGAGGGGGGAGUAGCACUGUAACGGCUUAUCCCUUGAAAAAGGUUAGAAGUUAUAAACUAACCCAACCUAACCUAAAAGCUAGUUAAAUGCAAUAUGAAAUUAGAGCCAUGGGCUCGUGUAUUGCGUGAUUCUAGUGUCGAUGGAGGUAGGGAAGGGAGGUGUCAGGAGAGGGGAGCUUCUACAAGAGGCGCGAAAAUUAAAAAAUAAGAGAUCGACACCUGAACGUUCUAUCGAUGUUCCACGAACGUCCCGCGGAUGAUGCUAUUUCGUUAUGAAAUGACGCGUUGCGAAUGCCGGACACGUUAGGUCACUUUCUAGAAUAUGCUGUCGUCCGUGCGCGAGUUUUUGUUCUUGUUUCUUGUUUGGUAUUUUUUGUUUGUUUUUCCGAGGUUCCUGUCAAAACCGCCAGGUAGCCGCGUGGACAAAAUGAUGGCGCUCGUAAACUGUGUCUGGACUUAUAGAAGACCGUUAUAUAAUAUUAUUACGUGUCAAAUCGCGUCGCGAGCGGCAAGGUGUUUUUGAGAAGAAACUUAGCUAGGAUAAAAAAUUUGUGCGGUUUAUCGAGUCGCCCACUAUAUACGAUGUUAAUUCGUAUUAUUGUUAUUAUUAGUUAAUAGCUAGUUAUCAUCAUGAUUAUUAUGUCGAUUAUUCGACAUUGUCACUGUCGUGGGUGAGCGUGAUCGUGACGAUUUCUACAAAUAAAAACGAUUGUACCAAAAUUCUUAUCCGUGAGUCUGUUUUUUGGGUAAGAAUGUCCACGCGAGGUGCGAGCUUGUCAAUGCAAGAUAACCAUACGGAUACGUAGUAAAAUUUAAAUAAAUAACUGCAAAAGAAUUCAAAUGGAUUAUUAGAAUAGAAAUUUGGGAAAAUAGGGGUGUGUAUUGAAAUGAUGGCGGCGGAUGCGUGUGAGCAUUGAAAUGUCAAACGUAAAAAUAAAAUGAAUGACUGAGUGUGUGAGAAAGAGAGCGAGAGAGCGAGAGAGAGAGAGAGAGAGAGAGAGAGAGAGAGAGAGAGAGAGAG
Messenger RNA from Cephus cinctus (wheat stem sawfly), 2763 nucleotides. RefSeq names its product inhibin beta chain (gene Actbeta). The transcript has 5 exons. Gene Ontology annotation, cellular component: extracellular region. Gene Ontology annotation, molecular function: cytokine activity; growth factor activity. Lineage: Eukaryota; Metazoa; Arthropoda; Insecta; Hymenoptera; Cephidae. The coding region runs from base 33 to 1562 and encodes 509 amino acids. The record is from RefSeq and is a predicted model, not a curated record. Gene Ontology annotation, biological process: SMAD protein signal transduction.